Molecule: messenger RNA, 5118 nt
Organism: Musa acuminata AAA Group (dessert banana)
Lineage: Eukaryota; Viridiplantae; Streptophyta; Magnoliopsida; Zingiberales; Musaceae
Product: DNA repair protein UVH3
Exons: 15
Coding region: 65-4807 (1580 amino acids)
Biological process (GO): nucleotide-excision repair
Cellular component (GO): nucleus
Molecular function (GO): single-stranded DNA binding; DNA endonuclease activity
Source: RefSeq, a predicted model, not a curated record
ACAUCAGCAACGACCGACAUCGAAGCAGCCGAAGGAGAGGAAGAAACGUGGAUCGAACCUCCUCAUGGGAGUGCAAGGGCUAUGGGAGCUUCUCGCCCCCGUCGGCCGCCGCGUCUCCGUCGAAACCCUUGCCGGCAAAAAGCUCGCCAUCGACGCGAGCAUAUGGAUGGUCCAAUUCAUGAAGGCGAUGCGGGACGACAAGGGGGAGAUGGUGCGCAACGCCCACCUCCUCGGCUUCUUCCGCCGCAUCUGCAAGCUCCUCUUCCUUCGCACCAAACCCGUCUUCGUCUUCGACGGCGCCACCCCCGCCCUCAAGCGCCGCACGAUCGCCGCCCGCCGCCGCCACCGCGAUAGCGCCCGUGCCAAGAUCCGCAAGACCGCCGAGAAGCUCCUCCUCAACCACCUCAAGGCGAAGAGGCUUGAGGAAUUGGCAGCCGAGAUCAAGAAGCAGAAGGAAGGAUCGAAGGAGAAGCAGAUUUCGGACGAGGACACAAAGGGGAAAAAGGUGUUGGAUUCGAAUGACGAAAUUGGGGCUGAAGGAAGCAGCGUUCUACUUCGUGGUGAUAUGGAAUCUGGGGUUUCUUCCCAGCAAAACCUAGAUGAGCUAUUGGCCGCAUCCCUUGCUGCGGAGGAAGAGAUGGAGAUCAAUAAGAAUGUGCUUACAUCUGAGGGUGGUCUGGAUGAAGCGGAGGACGACAAUGAUGAGAAUGAAGAACUGAUUUUUCCAAUGGAUAACAUCCAUAUAGAUCCAGCAGUUCUAGCCUCCUUGCCUCCAUCAAUGCAAUUGGAUCUUCUAGUUCAGAUGAGGGAGAGCAUCAUGGCCGAGAACAGGCAGAAAUAUCAGAAAAUUAAAAAGGCCCCUACUAAAUUCUCUGAGCUACAAAUACAAUCAUAUCUUAAAACUAUCGCUUUUAGGCGGGAGAUAGAUGAAGUGCAGAAAUGUGCUGCUGGUAGAGGUAUAGCUGGUGUGCAAACGUCAAGGAUUGCUUCUGAAGCCAAUAGAGAGUUCAUAUUUUCAUCAUCAUUUACUGGUGAUAAACAGGUUCUUGCAUCAAGAGGAGUUGCGAACAGUGGAAAUGGGGAUCAUUAUUCAUUGGCAAAGCAAAGCACUUCAGAUUCAGCAAAAUGCAGCUUGCUUAUUAAUCAGCCUAAAUUGGUUAAAGAGGUUUCUGGUAGUAAGCAUGUAAAGGAUUUUGGACCUGAUGUUGAGACAUAUUGUGAUGAGAAUGGUCGUGUUCGAGUUAGCAGAGUUAAAGGAUUAGGAAUUUGCAUGACUCGAGAUUUACAGAGGAAUUUGGAUCUGAUGGAAAAGUAUGAGCAGGAGAAAAGAAGGGGAGAUAACUCCUCAGAUCAGGUGGCUUCCCACACCAAAAAAGUUGUUGAUGUCUCCGAAGGUCUUUCUGGAAAUAAUCAUUCCCCAAGUGUUACAAGUAAUGAAGGAAAAGGUGAAACAUUUAGUGAGAAAAGUAGUUCACUCCCACUUGACAGAAGAGGUUACAUGGAUGAACUUACUAUUCAUGGUAGUGAAAAUGCAAUCGAGAUUUCCUUCUCGGAGGAUGACAGCGGGAUGAAAGCUACAGAUGUUGAUAAUAUAUUCAUGCAAUUGGUUUCUGGAGGCCAAACAGCCAAUUUACCAUUGGAAUGUGUUCAUUCAGAUAAGAGCACAAAUGAUUCUGAAUCUGAUUGCAGUUGGGAGGAAGGUCUAGUUAAGGAAAUUUCUGAAAUUCCAAAUGGUUUUGCUGAUAUAACUGCAAGUCCAAAAAGUGACUUGAAGAAAAACCAAUCGUCUUUAGCUGAGAGCAGCUAUGAAGUAGCUGAUGUGGAUUGGGAGGAAGGGGUGUGUCAGAAUCCUGAUACAAGUUCUCAAUUUCUAGAUAAACCUGUAAAAGAUGUUUCAAGAGGAACGCUUGAGGAAGAAGCUGAUAUACAAGAAGCAAUAAGGAGAAGCCUCGAAGAUUUUAAGGAACAAAACUCUUCAACCAAUUCUUCAGCAGUUACAGAAUUAGUGAGAUCAGUGAAAGAUCAAAUCUCUGAUGGGGUUAUUUUGCACAAACUGGUGACAAAUACUUGUGUUCAUUUAGAUAAUGAUGCUGAGGAAAGUCCAUCAUGUAAUGAUGGACAGCUGGAUAAUCGCUGCAAAGAGGAUGAUUUGCAGAACCCUGAUUCUUCAAAGAAUAAUCUUGAUUCAAAUAAUUUAUCUGGUUUAGAUUUCGAUGGAGAAUCAUCUUUGAUAAGUAGUAGAGAAGAUGAACAGAUUGUAAUGACCUCACAAAGAGGCAACAUUCCACCUGGCAAACCUUCUGAUGAUCACCCAAGUUGGUUGGAACAAUCUCUUGAUGCUAGUUAUGAAGUCCAAAUUAAAUCUUGUUCAAGAAUGUCCACGGAGGAAUUGUGUGAGAUCAGGCCUGAUACUAGCACUAAUAUUACAGAUGAUGGAUCUAAAGUUGUUGGUUCCUCGAAUCAUGACAGUCGCCAUAUAUCCAGAUCAAGUGUAUCUCCUGAAAGAGGAUAUAAUAAUUCGUUGUCAGGAAAUAGCUCCUUGAUGGAAGAAAUUAUAGACACUGGUAUGAAAUCACAGCAGAAUAUUGCUGAGAAAGAUAACGUUAUAUCUGAUCAUAUUGGAUACAGUUCACAGAUCUUAAACAAUCAAAUGGAAGUAUCAGAAGCUAGUUUGGACAAAGAAAUCUCUCUCCUUAGACAAGAACGAGUGAACCUUGGAAAUGAGCAGAGGAUGCUUGAGCGAGAUGCUGAAUCUGUGAACAAUGAGAUGUUUGCUGAGUGUCAGGAACUGCUUCAAAUGUUUGGUUUGCCUUAUAUUAUUGCACCUACAGAAGCAGAAGCUCAGUGUGCUUAUAUGGAAAUGACAAACCUUGUUGAUGGUGUUGUAACUGAUGAUUCCGAUGUCUUCUUGUUUGGAGCUCGAAGUGUCUACAAGAACAUAUUCGAUGACCGGAAAUAUGUUGAGACAUACUUCGUGAAGGAUAUUGAGUGCGAGCUUGGCUUGGAUCGAGACAAACUAAUCCGAAUGGCAUUGCUUCUUGGAAGUGAUUACACUGAAGGGGUUAGUGGGAUUGGAAUUGUUAAUGCAAUUGAAGUUAUACAUGCAUUUCCCGAGGAAGAUGGCCUCCAGAAAUUUAGACAAUGGGUUGAGUCCCCAGAUCCAGCUAUAUUAGGAAAACUUGUUACUGGUAGCCAUUCAAACAGAUCAUUGAAAGAAAACAAUAAUGGUGCUGAUGCAAUAAAAAGAAGUUCUCAGGGAGAUGCAUCUGAAGAGUCUGUUUCAAGGGGUCAUGAUGAUGAAAAACCUACUGGCAAUGAGGCAAUUAAAGACAUCUUCAUUGAUAAGCAUAGAAAUGUGAGCAAGAAUUGGCAUAUCUCUCCAUCUUUUCCUAGUGAAAUGGUCAUUAGUGCAUACACUUCACCACAAGUUGAUGAAUCAACAGAGCCUUUCAUGUGGGGAAAGCCAGAUUUGCCUUUACUUCGCAAGUUGUGUUGGGAAAAGUUUGGAUGGACUACCCAGAAAGCUGAUGAAUUACUUGUACCUGUCUUAAAGGAGUACAACAAACAUGAGACGCAGCUGCGGUUGGAGGCCUUUUAUACAUUCAAUGAGAGGUUUGCAAAAGUACGUAGUCAACGAAUUAAGAAGGCUUUGAAAGGAAUUACAGGCACUUUGUCAUCUGAUUUGACUGAUGAACUUGUCAAAGAAGGGCCCAGUUCUAGGAAAAAGCGAUGCAUAGGACUCUCUACAGGAGAGGAAUAUAAACCUGAGAACUCUACUGGUGGCAACUCUAAAAGGGGUAAGAAAGUUAUGAGACAAUCGAGAGGGCAGAAGACUGAGAAAGAAUUUAUUUAUUCAGAGGAUCUGGCUGGAGACUCACAUGUACUGGAAAAAGAUGAUAUAGAUGAUACUAGUGUUCUGAGUCUGAAUAGGACAGUUAAAGGGAGAAGGGGAAGGGGAAGGGGAAGGGGAAGGGGAAGGGGAAGGGGAAGAGGAGCAAGAGGAAGGGGAAAGGGAAAGGGCAGAGGUAGAAGCAGUCCAAUAAAGGCAGACUCUGAUUCUACUGAUGAUGGCGAUGAUUAUAAUGCCAAUGUUCAAUUGGAAAAUCACUCCAAGGUGCCUGAAGUUCUGCCAAAGUUGCACAGAUCGAUGAGGCCGUUGAAGCAAGUACAAUAUGCAGAAGAAGAUUUUGAAGUUGAUGAAAGUAAUGGAACACUGAACCCGAGCGGUAGCAAGUUGCUAGGAGUUGCGACAGAGCAGGAACCAAUUGAGAAUGACAAUAGGAGUAGAGUUGGAGAUUUAUCUGAUGUUGACAAAGGAGCACAUACAUUUUCCAAGGAUAGCUCUUCCGGAGAGUACCUUUUCUCAGGAGGUGGAUUCUGUCUGGAUGAUAAUGAUCUACAAGGUGAUGCGAUCCAGCUGGCUGCCAGUCCAAUUCAGGGUUCAGCAGAGAUGGAUCGUGAAGAUAGAGAUGGCUGCAAACAACAUGCUCUGGAGGAUGACACAUCUCGAGGCUAUCUUUUCAGUGGAGGUGGGUUUUGCAUGGACGAAAGUGAUGAACAAGUUGAUGCAACUCGACCAACUUCAAGUCAAAUUGAGAAUUCAAGGCCCUCGAGGGUAACCUCUGACAUCUCUGACGAUCCUCAAAAAUUUUCGGGCCAUUCUGUGCCUGACGAUAUGAAGAAAACAUCAGAACCUCUUCAAGAUAGUUCAUUGCUGGUUGAAAAUAUUACUUCUUUUCAGGAUGGUCAAAGCAACCUUGGCUUGAGUGCUAUGUCUUCACUAAGACGGAAGCGGAGGAAAACAUAACAUUCUGCCCAAGAGGAUCAUCCAUAAGAAGUUUCAGGGGUCAGUUGGCGGGUGGGUUUUUGUGUGUUCAGUUAGUGAUCAAGUGUUCUCUUUUCAACCUGAGAAAGGUGCAGAGGCGGUGGUAGCUUAAGCCCUCGCUUUCCUGUAAUAUUUAUUUUUGGUCAUGUCACUGAUAUUCCUCUAGCUAUUUUGUUUGAAUUGUACAUAAACUAUACUCAUCAGGGAAAUAUGGAACAGAAGUGUCAAAUGUAUACAAUGUAGCAAUACGUAGAAUAUCAAAAAUAGGCAUGGAUCUUCUUUUUCCUUUUUAA